GCCAUCCAUCUUUUUAACGGUCCUUCUGAUUUUGUGAUAAAACAGUAAAACCCUACCCGUCUCUGCGCGUCUUGUUCACUUUCAAUCAUCUUCGCCGGCAAAUCUGAGAUUUUUUAAGGUCUAGUUAAGGAAUUAUCACAUGGCGGGGGCUAACGAUGGGACAAGUCGUCUAAGGCCGAACCUACUAAUAACGGGAACUCCAGGAACCGGCAAAUCGACGACGGCUGCUGCUCUCGCCGAAGCCACGAAUCUCAAGUAUAUUUGCAUCGGAGAUCUCGUCAAAGAAAAGAACUUGCACGAUGGCUGGGACAGUCAGUUCAAGUGUCACAUCAUCAACGAAGACUUGGUGUGUGAUGAGCUGGAAGAUGUAAUGCAAGGAGGAGGUAACAUUGUGGACUACCAUGGCUGUGAUUUCUUUCCAGAGCGAUGGUUUGAUCGUGUUGUGGUGCUUCAAACUGAGAACUCCCUUUUGUAUGACCGUUUAACUAAGAGGGGUUAUUCAGGAAUCAAGCUUAGUAACAACCUUGAAUGCGAAAUGUACCAAGUCCUGCUCGAAGAAGCAAAGAAAAGUUAUCUAGCGUCAAAAGUCAUCCCGCUACAAAGCAACACAAUCGAAGAUAUAACUCAAAAUGUUGCGAGUCUGACUGAUUGGAUUACAGCUUGGCGACCCUGAUGAUCAAUGCAUCUGUAAUGGUUUACAAGUUUCAGUUUUUUUAGUAGUUUCAUUAUAUGGAUUCUGAGUCUCGGAUCUUGCUUGCAUUUUAUAUACUGAUAGUCUCUGAAGCACAA
Molecule: messenger RNA, 789 nt
Organism: Camelina sativa (false flax)
Lineage: Eukaryota; Viridiplantae; Streptophyta; Magnoliopsida; Brassicales; Brassicaceae
Product: adenylate kinase isoenzyme 6 homolog
Cellular component (GO): nucleus; cytoplasm
Molecular function (GO): AMP kinase activity; ATP hydrolysis activity; ATP binding
Source: RefSeq, a predicted model, not a curated record